Messenger RNA from Malaclemys terrapin pileata, 1620 nucleotides. RefSeq names its product gastric inhibitory polypeptide receptor (gene GIPR). The record is from RefSeq and is a predicted model, not a curated record. The transcript has 13 exons. Gene Ontology annotation, biological process: adenylate cyclase-modulating G protein-coupled receptor signaling pathway; cell surface receptor signaling pathway. Lineage: Eukaryota; Metazoa; Chordata; Testudines; Emydidae. Gene Ontology annotation, molecular function: peptide hormone binding; gastric inhibitory peptide receptor activity; G protein-coupled peptide receptor activity. Bases 31 to 1614 code for a protein of 527 amino acids. Gene Ontology annotation, cellular component: plasma membrane.
CUGGCCUCAUGUCUGCACUGCAGCUGAAGCAUGUGGGAGCCUUUUACCCUCUUCCUGCUGCUUAUGUCGCUCCAGGGAACAGCAGAGGCGAGCUCCUCGGAGAAGUCAGCCAAGGACAUGUUUGCGGCCUGGAGGCAGUACCAGCAGGAGUGUGAGCGCAGCAUGGCCGAGGAGUCGGAUCCCACAGGCCUGGUGUGUAACCGGACUUUUGAUAUGUAUGCCUGCUGGGGGGACACUCUGCCCAACACCACCGCCAUGGUGCCCUGCCCGUGGUACCUGCCCUGGCAUCACCACGUUCGUGGCGGGUUCGUGAUGCGGCUCUGCGGCCCGGCUGGCCAGUGGGUGACGGACGAGUCGGGGCUGCCCUGGAGGGACCACUCGCAGUGCGAGGAUCUCAGCACAGACCACCCCUUCCAGAAGCAGGUGCGGUUCCUGGAGCAGUUCCGGCUGAUGUACACCGUGGGCUACUCCCUCUCGCUGGUCUCCCUGCUGCUCGCCCUGCUGCUGCUCCUGGCUUUCAGGAAGCUGAGAUGCACCCGCAACUACAUCCACGUGAACCUCUUCCUCUCGUUCAUGCUGCGGGCUGUCUCCAUCCUCACCCGGGACGCCCUCCUCCGCGUGCGCUUCUCCAAGGACCUGCGGCACGAGGGGGACCUCUUCCAUCUCCUCGGGGACCAGGCUGCCGCCGGCUGCCGCCUGGCUCAGGUCCUGACCCAGUACUGCGUCGGGGCCAACUACUACUGGCUGCUGGUGGAAGGGCUCUACCUGCACAACCUACUUGUGCUGAUGGCCAUCUCGGAGGAGAGCUGCUUUGUGGGCUACCUGCUUGUCGGAUGGGGAGCCCCCAUCCUGUUUGUCAUUCCCUGGGUGAUCAUCAGAUACCUCUAUGAAAACAACCAGUGCUGGGAGAGAAAUGAUAACAUGGCCUAUUGGUGGAUUAUCCGCUGCCCCAUCCUGCUGGCCAUCCUGGUUAAUUUUGUCAUAUUCCUCCGUAUCAUUAAGAUCCUGGUCUCCAAACUCCGGGCUCACCAGAUGCGCUACACGGACUAUAAGUUCAGGCUGGCCAAGUCGACGCUGACCCUGAUCCCGCUGCUGGGCAUCCAUGAGGUGGUGUUUGCCCUGGUGACGGAGGAGCAGGCCCAGGGGACGCUGCGCUACGUCAAGCUCUUCUUUGAGCUCUUCCUCAGCUCCUUCCAGGGUCUUCUGGUGAGCAUCCUCUACUGCUUCGUCAACAAGGAGGUCCAGUCUGAGAUCCGGAGGAAGUGGCAGAGGUGCCAGUUGGGUGCGAACCUGCUGGAGAAACCCGGCCACAGCUGCAGCCACGGGCCGUCCUGCCGCUGCCAGCAGGGCAAGGCCUCGGAGGGGGGCUGCCCCCGGCGCCCCGGCCCCCCGGGGAAGAGGGGAGCAGAGGCGGAGUCCAACUGCAGCUCGGAGAACUCCACGGGCGGCUCCCAGCUGCAGCAGCAGCGCCACCCCUACGCCAGUACCGCGGGCAGCAAAUCCUACUGCUACAUCCCGGUCCAGACGCAGCCGGCGGGCAGGCUGGGGGGCAAGGAACUGCUCCCCAGUGCCAGGGAGCCUGGGGACAACAAGAUCUCGGAGAGCUGUUGUUAAAAUCAA